UCCUCAAAAUGGAAAGUUGCUUGUGAAGAACAAGAACUGCUGUCAGCUUGGAGCCUGCCAGGUGAUGUUGACAGCUUACUCGUUGGCAGAGGGAGAGCAGAAGAACCUCAGCUGACAUUAGUGACUGCAGUCCCCGAGCAGACGAGCAAAAAUCAAAUUAAAGUAGAUCUUGUAGAUGAAAAUUUUACAGAAUUAAGAGGAGAAAUAGCAGGACCUCCGGACACACCAUAUGAAGGUGGAAGGUAUCAGCUAGAGAUCAAAAUUCCCGAAACAUAUCCAUUUAAUCCUCCUAAGGUGCGGUUUAUCACCAAAAUAUGGCAUCCUAAUAUUAGCUCAGUCACUGGGGCCAUUUGUUUGGAUAUUCUGAAAGAUCAAUGGGCAGCAGCAAUGACUCUCAGGACAGUGUUGUUAUCGCUGCAAGCAUUGUUGGCAGCUGCAGAACCAGAUGAUCCACAAGAUGCAGUAGUGGCAAACCAGUACAAACAAAAUCCAGAAAUGUUUAAACAGACAGCUCGACUUUGGGCACAUGUGUAUGCUGGAGCACCAGUUUCUAGUCCAGAAUACACCAAAAAAAUAGAAAACCUUUGUGCUAUGGGCUUUGAUAGGAAUGCAGUAAUAGUGGCCUUGUCUUCAAAAUCAUGGGAUGUAGAGACUGCAACAGAAUUACUCCUGAGUAACUGAGCCAUCUAGAGAGAGCUGCUUCUGUAGUCCAGCUUGCCCCUUCUGGAGGAGCAUCACCAUCUGUUAUUUCUAGGAUUCUCUAUAGAUUCUCUUUCAAAACUGGCACUCUUGCCUGAUGAUGCUAUCUAGGCACUAUUGGAGACUGAAAAAAGCGCUCUGUAAAUAAAGCUAAUUAAACGUCUGUGUAAAUUUAAAA
This is a messenger RNA of Acanthisitta chloris (rifleman), 877 nucleotides long. It is a transcript of the gene UBE2K, whose product is annotated as ubiquitin-conjugating enzyme E2K. Gene Ontology annotation, molecular function: ubiquitin conjugating enzyme activity; protein binding. The transcript has 7 exons. Gene Ontology annotation, cellular component: nucleus. The annotation marks the transcript as partial. Gene Ontology annotation, biological process: proteasome-mediated ubiquitin-dependent protein catabolic process; protein polyubiquitination. The record is from RefSeq and is a predicted model, not a curated record. NCBI's taxonomy places the organism in Eukaryota, Metazoa, Chordata, Aves, Passeriformes, Acanthisittidae.